AUCUCUACGAGUACAGAAGCAUCGUCAGGCAUUGGUGCAUUAUUUUGGCUCCGGCGCUUUAUGCAGGCGGUUGCAGUCACGAGCGCGUUGCCCAGCAUUUGUCGAACAGAGAAGGUCGAUGGAAGGGGAUACACGAUUUGUCUGGCAUCGGGAUUUUAACGAAAAUCUUUCGUACCAACAGUGAAAGGUGAACGGUGUGAACUUUCUGUGAGAGACAAAACGUGCAUUAAGAGAUCGUUGGCAACAGUUUACACUCAAAUUCCGUUGAGGGUUGGUGUAUCUUGUGAAACAAUCGAAAGUGAAUUGUUCUGCGAUUAACCUUGGCUAGAUCAGUUCCACAAAAACGUAGUCCAGGCGAUUACCUGAAGUAAUCAAAGAAUCGAAUCGGUGCAAAAAUGGCAGCAGCCGAUGUAGAACAACCUCCGUUGGCCGCAGACGUGAAGAUUGUUAAGGCCAAACCUGUGCGAAAGGUGUACAAGGGCGCGUCACGGGUUAUCAACAAAAUUCCUGCCACGCUGCUUAACGACUCCGAGCUGAACGAAGCAAUUGCGGCCCUGCCUUCGAACUACAACUUUGAGAUCCAUAAGACUAUCUGGCGAGUCCGGGAAACGAAAGCCAAGCGGGUGGCGCUGCAGAUGCCAGAGGGACUGUUGAUGUACUCGUUGGUCAUCAGCGACAUCAUCGAACGGUUCACCGAUGCGGACACGAUCGUGAUGGGCGACGUAACGUACGGGGCAUGCUGUGUGGAUGAUUUCACGGCCAAAGCGCUCGGGGCCGAUCUGCUGGUCCACUACGGUCACAGUUGCCUGAUCCCGAUCGAUCAGACCACCGGAAUCAAGGUGCUGUAUGUGUUUGUGGACAUUAAGAUCGACGCGCUACACUUUGUGGAAAGCGUGAAGGUAAACUUCCCACGUGAGCGCAAACUGGCGUUCGUGAGCACGAUUCAGUUCGUGGCCACGUUGCACGCCGCCGCCAAAGAGCUACGUGAAGCACAGUACGACGUCGUGAUACCGCAAUCGAAGCCCCUAAGUCCCGGGGAAAUUCUGGGCUGCACGGCACCACGCCUACUGGGAGAAGGUGACGAAAAGCGCACGCUGAUAUACCUAGGCGAUGGACGGUUCCAUCUGGAGGCGGCCAUGAUAUCCAACCCCUCACUGGAGGCGUACAAAUACGAUCCGUAUGAGAAAAAGUUUACCCGCGAGCAGUACGACCACGAUACGAUGCGCCGCAAUCGGAAGCAAGCCAUCGACGACAGCCGGUCAGCGAAACGGUUCGGACUCAUACUAGGUACCCUUGGGCGCCAGGGUUCGACCAAGGUGUUGGAGCAUCUCGAGCGACGACUGAAGCACCAUGGCCGGGAAUCAGUAGUCAUACUUUUAUCGGAAAUCUUUCCCGCUAAGCUCGCCCUCAUGUCCGACAUAGAUGCGUUCGUGCAGGUUGCUUGCCCACGGCUGUCCAUCGAUUGGGGUACGGCGUUUCCAAAGCCGCUGCUCACCCCGUACGAGCUUUCUGUUGCCCUAGGAGACGCAGAGUGGAAGAUACCGGAGUGUACAGCCACAAAGGAGGAGAAACCGAAACCACUGCCCAGCCUCGAAGUGGUCUAUCCGAUGGAUUUCUACGCCAAUGCCAGCCUGGGCGAGUGGACACCGAACUUUAAAAAGUUGGAUAUUUGCGAAAACUCUACCGGGGGAUGUUGCGGUCGAUGCAAAGAUGAAAAAGAAAAGGCAGACAAGGCAGGGGGGAAAGGCGAUAUAAAUACAACAAUCGAUGGCGAUGUGAAGGCUUAACUUGAUGGUACACCAGGGGAGAAGAAAUCUUAAAAAUAUUUUUUUUAAAUUAAAUUAUACGAAGCUAUAUGAGAAAACUGCCGAAACAGUGCUACGCUACUGAAACGUACGCUCGCAUAGUUCAUAAGGGCGAUGUAAAUAAAGGCCUUAUCGUAUUUAACUAUAACUU
This is a messenger RNA of Anopheles coustani, 1956 nucleotides long. It is a transcript of the gene Dph1, whose product is annotated as 2-(3-amino-3-carboxypropyl)histidine synthase subunit 1. Gene Ontology annotation, molecular function: 2-(3-amino-3-carboxypropyl)histidine synthase activity. Gene Ontology annotation, biological process: protein histidyl modification to diphthamide. Lineage: Eukaryota; Metazoa; Arthropoda; Insecta; Diptera; Culicidae. The coding region runs from base 396 to 1787 and encodes 463 amino acids. The record is from RefSeq and is a predicted model, not a curated record. The transcript is spliced from 2 exons.